Messenger RNA from Amyelois transitella, 10226 nucleotides. RefSeq names its product apolipophorins (gene apolpp). The transcript has 61 exons. The record is from RefSeq and is a predicted model, not a curated record. Bases 83 to 9976 code for a protein of 3297 amino acids. Lineage: Eukaryota; Metazoa; Arthropoda; Insecta; Lepidoptera; Pyralidae. Gene Ontology annotation, biological process: lipid transport. Gene Ontology annotation, molecular function: lipid carrier activity.
UUACUGGUGGGAACAACACUAAAGUAUUCUUAGCAUAAGAAAACUAGACUGAUUAAUCUUGUAGUGUUUCACCCCCGUCAAUAUGGGGACAUCUAGUAUUAGUUUCUCCAUUUUAGUGUUAAUAAUUUCCGUUUUAUGGAAACCAGCGUAUACGGAUAAGUGCUCGUUGGCAUGUAAAGGAUCUGCCACCGGCCCAACUUUUUUAAAUGGACACAAGUAUAACUAUGGAGUGGAAGGAACCGUCUCCAUCUACCUGACAGGAGCUGACAAGCAGGAGACAGGAGUCAAGCUGCUGGGUCAGGCCACCGUCACCGGGGUCGGGAACUGCGUUAACGAGCUAGUUGUCCAGAAUUUGGCUAUAUCAGGACCUGAUGGCAAGAAAUAUCCUUGCCCAGAAGGCAUCGAGAAACCAGUCCGCUUCACGAUCCAGGACGGGAAGGUGGGACCAGAGAUCUGCUCCGAGGAAGACGACUCCAGGAGAUCUCUCAACAUCAAGAGGGCCAUUAUCUCACUGCUGCAGACUGGAACAAAACCAUCCGUUGAGACUGACAUCUUCGGAGCCUGCCCCACCGAAGCGUCCUCCUCCAAGGAAGGUAACUUCCUCCUGGUCCACCGCAGCCGGGACCUCUCCCGCUGCGCUUUCCGUGAACAGGGGAAGAAUGAUCUCAUCACAUCAGUCGCUAACCCUAGUGCUGAAAUCAAGAACUCCCAAGUGCUACAGUCAAACCUGAACGUGGAAUCGAAGGUUAACAGCGGCAUUCCGGAGAAAGUGGAAGCCACUGAGGAAUACCUGUACAAACCCUUCUCAGUUGGAGAGAAUGGAGCCAGGGCUAAAGUGAACACCAAGCUGACCCUGACCGGCAAAGGAAAUGGCGCUGCCUCUGGUAAAUGCAGUCACCCACGUACCAUCAUCUUCGAGAACCCCCACGGUGCCGCCGUAGACAGCAACAUACACAAUGCCCUCAAUGCUGUCAAAGACACCGCCAAGACCCUCACCACUGAAGCCAGUUCCAAGUCUGCUGGACUCUUUGCUCAACUCGUCAGGAUACUCCGAUACACCAACAAGGAGGAUCUAUUGAAAGUCUUCCAACAAGUCAAGGGCAAUAACUUGGAAAAACGCGUAUUCUUGGACGGUCUUCUCCGCACCGGAACCGGAUACAGCUUGGAAGCGUCAAUCAACCUGCUAAAGAGCAAACAGCUCAGUCCUCUGGAGAACAAUCUCGUUUAUCUGUCCCUUGGCAAUGCUAGACACGUCAACCAUGAGGCCGUCAAAGCUGCAGCUACUCUUCUCGACAACCCGCAAGUGCCCAAAGAGGUGUACCUCGGAGUGGGAGCCCUGGCUGGUUCCUACUGCCGUUCCCACAACUGUCACCACGAAAAACCCGAAGGCGUUGUGGCUCUCAGCCAGAAGCUUGCUUCAAAACUGCAGAAUUGCAAGCCUAAGUCGAAGGUCGAGGAGGAUGUGGUUGUGGCUGCACUCAAAGGAAUCCGUAACAUUCGCCAUCUCGAAGAUAAUUUGGUCGACAAGGUGUCUCGUUGUGCCAACGAUAACUCCGUCAAAGCGAGAGUCAGGGUUGCCGCUCUAGAAGCUUUCCAUGCCGACCCCUGCGCUGCUAAGCUAAAGAACACGGCUCUCGCCAUCUUGGCUAACCGUGACUUAGACUCAGAGCUCCGAAUCCAGGCCUAUCUGGCUGUCAUCGCGUGCCCGUGCGCAGGCUCUGCCAGCAAGAUCGCUGACCUACUGCAGUCUGAACCCGUCAACCAAGUCGGUCGUUUCAUCACAUCGUCUUUGCGUGCCAUCCGUAACUCCGCCAACCCCGACCGCCAUCUUGCCAAGCAGCAUUACGGCAGGAUUGGCAGCAAACCCUUCAACAUCGAUGACCGGAAAUAUUCAUUCUUCCACGAGUUGUCUUACAAUGUGGAUGCUCUCGGCGUGGGUGGCACUCUGGAACAAACCGUCAUCUACUCGCAAGACUCCUUCCUGCCAAGAUCAGCCACAUUGAAUCUCACCACGGAAUUGUUUGGACACAACUUCAAUGCUCUUGAGAUUGGAGGGCGUCAAGGGAACUUGGACCGUGUGAUUGAACACUUCCUUGGACCCAAAGGUAUCCUCCGCACAGAAGACCCUCAGACCUUGUACGACAACCUGAAGAAACGCUACGAGGAGUCCUCCAAAAAGGUGGACCAAAGCUUGGGCAGAGGGCGUCGGUCGAUCAAGACAGAAGUAGACAACUUUGAUAAACAUCUGAAAGCAGAAUCUGUGCCCUACAACAAUGAGCUAGACUUGGACAUUUACGUCAAGCUGUUCGGCACUGACGCCGUCUUCCUUUCUCUGGGAGAUGACAAAGGAUUUGAUUUCAACAAGGUUCUGGAUCAACUCCUGAAGGCUGUUACGGGAGGACUCGAUAAGAUCAAGAACUUCAAGCAAGAACUGCGCGCUCACGUCCUCUUCCUGGAUGCUGAACUUGCCUACCCCACCUCCACCGGUCUGCCUCUCAAACUUGACCUGGUCGGAGCAGCCACCGCCCGUGUCGAAGCCGCCACCAACAUCGACGUCCGACAAAUCGUCAAAUCCCCGUCUAAUGCCAAGGUUGAUGUCAAACUUGUGCCAAGCACAGACAUCGAAGUUGCUGGGUUGUUCCUCGUCGAUGGUAACUCCGUCGCCACUGGACUCAAAGUCGUCAACAACUUGCAUUCGUCGACUGGAGGACACUUGAUCGCUAAAGUUUUGGAGAACGGCAAUGGCAUUGACAUCCAAUUCGGCCUGCCUGUUGACAAACAAGAAAUCCUCACCGCUUCCAACGACCUCGUCUUCUUCACCGCCGAGAGAGGGCAGAAGGAGAGGCAUGUUCAGAUCAAACUGGACAAUGUCAAGCCUUCGUACUCUGGAUGCUUCGACCAGCUGGCUGGAGUUGUUGGUCUGACGCUGUGUGGUGAACUAGUGGUACCUUUUGCUGUUUCUGGAGAACAAAGUCAUGCCUCUAUCUCCAAAUUCUUGGCUCGCUACCCACUCAGCGGCCCGUCUUCUGUCAAACUGAUUCUUGAGAAGAACGACCUUAGAGGCUACCACCUUAAGGGCAUCUACAGGAGCGAUCACCCUGACAGGAGGGCCUUUGAACUUCUGUUUGAAGCUGAAGGUUCCAAAAACCGGCGCACACACCUCACGGGUGAAUUAGUCUUUAACGAACAAGAGAAGUCCGUCAAAAUUGAUUUUGACUCCCCCAUCAAGGUAAUCCAUACCCAAGCAGCCUUCUACAAUAAGCCAACAGAAUUAUCCUUGUUCUUAAAGGCAGAUUAUGACGACAAGAAAUAUUAUGCCAAAGCUGGCUUCAAUGUCCAGGGAGACCAAAACCGCAGUGUACUGAAACCUUAUCUGGAGUACUUGCUCGGAGGCGGCGACAAGGGGCCCACUAAAGUAGCAGUGAACGGAGAAAUCGAAAGAGUAAAGAGCGGACCUAAAGUUGUGUACAACAUUAAGGGUAUCCAACUGAAAUCUGAAGGUCUGAAUGAAGUUAUCGACGUGAAUGGUCAAGUAGGCAUUACAGACUCUCCGGCCAAACUGGAAGUAGACUUGAAGGCUAAGCAGGGUCAACAAAAUGGACACAUUCGUGGUACUCUAUCAUCUGACACCGUACAAGUGGAAUUCCAGAAUACUCUUAAUGAGAACUUCAACUUCAAGCUUGAUGCGCAUCACACUCAUGCUCAAGGAUCUAUCAACAGCAAGGCCGACCUGGUUUACGGUUCAGAUUUCAAGAGCCAGUUCAACAGAGUAUCUUUCCAACAAAUUCUGAAGACCUAUGAAAAGAGCCAAGACGAUUAUAGCUUUGUCACAAAGAAUAAGCUUGAGAUCGGAGGCUUGAACUUCAAAGUACGCGCUGACGCAGAUAUUGACCCUAAGAAAGUGGACGUCGAGUUGGAUGGACAAUAUCAGGACAAAAAAGCAAACUUUGCCGUCAUUUUCAGGAAGCACAUUAAGAACCCACAGGACUACAGCUUCAAACUGAACACAAAUGUUGACAAACAAGGUUUGGAAGUAUUCUCCAAGAGGGAUUGCCUCUCUGACGAUAAAUCCAACUUUGAGAAUUACGUGCAAAUCAAGAACGUCGCCAAAUACGAACUGUCUGGAGUUGUAUUGCACAAAGACAAGCCUAAUGACAUCGUCAAGGGUGCUAAUGGGCAUUUCAAGAUCAGUGGCAAAGACAAAACUGAAGAUUUCAAAUUUGAUGUCGGUGUCACAGCCAAAGGUGAACAGUAUUCUUCUCAUGCUAAACUAUCUUCUUCUGCUGGAGAAUUCUUGGACUAUCUUCUCAAUAUCAACGGAGGUGCCAACCCUAACGGUCAGCUUAAGCUGGUCAUCAAAGACAGCGUCUCUGCCAAUGGACAGUACAAAGUUAACGAUGCUGAUGGCAAAGGCAACGGAGCAAUCAUCUUUGAUUUCAAAAAGUCUCAACGCAAGAUCAAGGGAGACUUCACCUUUGUGGCCAAGGAGCCGGUGUUCUCCGCGGAAGUGGACUUGUUCCUCAAUUUCGAGAAGGACAACAACGACAAACUGCACUUCAGCACCAACUCUAAGAGGACCGACAAACUGUUUGAAUCUAAGAACAAAUUAGUGUACGCUGGCAAGAAGUCGGAGCUGAACGUGCACACUGAGGGCGUCGUCGACUUCACCGGCAAGACCCGGGCCAAUGUCGAAGUGGUGCUGCCCACGGAGCGGUGUCUCACCUUCAAGUUGGAUCGCGAUGUCACUGAGAAAGAUAAUGUGUACAACGGAAACGCCGAACUGCUCCUCUCAGACGCGCCCAAGCGCGGCUCACAGGCUUCAUCGAUCCACUACAAGGCCAAGGCUCACAACGUGAACUUGGACAAGAGCAUAAUCAACUACGAGGGCCAGUUGGAGUUCCAGCUUAAGGACGGGAAGAAACUCGUCAAUUCCUUCAGCCUAGUCAACGCUCCGGCCGGCGACAAAUUUAAAUACGACUUCAAGGCUGAAGUAACCGGCAACUUGCUUCCAAAACGUGCAUCCCUGGUCGCCAGCGGAACCUACCCUGAUAGCGAAAAAGUUUUCUCUGAAGAUUACAAACUGAAAGGCAGCUACGGAGAUGAUAUCGGCUUUGAAGUGAUUGGUAACUACGAUGUUAGCCUGUUUGAAGAUGGCAAGGACAAGAAGUACCAAGACCUUUACACCGUGACCUUGAGGCUGCCUUUUGAGAAGGCUCAUGAUAUCAAAUACGUGUCUGAUGUACUGGUGCAUGGCAAGCAGGAAUCAGGAGAGUUUAACGUGAUCCAAUCUCUGCAAGUGAACGCUGACCUUUACAAAUUGGACCUGAAGGGGUCCGGGAACCCUGCGACUGGAAACGCCAAGCUCCAUGUCCUCAUCCCUCAUGUUGACCCAUUCACCCUGGAUACCACCUACAAACAUCACCAGGAUGGUGAGGUAAGGUCUGUAAACUUGGACCUAAAGAGUCAGUACGGCAAGGGCAAGAACGCAGAAGUGGUGAUCGACGCCAAGAGUUCACCACAGAAGUUCACCACCGAGGUGAAGGCCCGCGCACCACAAGCUGAGAAGGUCAAGGACUUCGGCAUCGCUUUUACUUCUACUAACGUGAACGCAGACACAUACUCUGUAGACCUGACUGGCCACGUCAACGACAAGUCUUACGCCCUACACUCCACCGUCGGCUUAUCCAAAUCCAAUCCCAUCCUAGACAUCGCAUUGAAGAACCCUGAUGGCACUCAUGAAAAACUUAACGUUAAAGGAACGGGCAUUACCUCAACUAACGGCAAAAUUGAGCUGAAGCUUGAGAACGUUCGUGGUCUCACCCUGGACGGCGUGGUCGAAGGAACUGUUAACGAUGACAACAUCAACUUCAAAUUCGUCGGAAAUUCUGAUAAACUCGGCCUUAAGAACUACAAAGUCGAUAUCAGCAGCAAGCAGGCUGGUAACGGAAAGCGGUUGGAGUUCCAAGCCACCAAUGACAACAAGAAUGUGCUGAGUGGAAGCACUUCUCUGAUCAGCAAGAAGGACGACAAGCAGACAAUCUACGAAGGCUCAGGCUCUGUGAAAGUUAAGGACGAACAAAAAUCUGCCACUUUCAAGUACAUUAGGACUCUUCUCACCGAAGGCAAUGAACAAGGCAUCGAGACUUUCCUGAAUUUGGCCAUUGGUGACCGUAGCUACGUUGCCGAAUCUAGGGUCACCAACUUGGAAUUCAAGAACUCCUACCUCUACUGUGAGGAGAAGAAGCAGUGCGCCCACGUCGACAUCAACUCCAAACUUAACUUGCCCAAACAAGGCACCUUCCAGCACCUGGUGAACGUGAAUGUGGACCUCCGCAAACUCGGAGUGACCCCUGAAUUCGGCCUGGAGAUCACCAACGAGGUGGCUGACAAGAAGCUGCCGCAGUACACCCUGGACUUGCACGUCAAUAACAAGGAGAAGAAGUACCACCUUCAUGUGUACAGCCAACCUGACUACGGCAAAUUCCCUGCCGGUGUUACCCUGGCUCUCCCUACUCGUACUCUAGCUGCGGAAACUAUUCUCUCCUACCCUGUCGACAAAGCCCUGCCCUUCCCCGUCCGAGGAGAACUGGCCAUCCACGCAGACAAGAAGAAGCCUCAGCACAAGACUGCCGUUCGAUUCCUGGUUGAUGUCUCCGGCGACCAACAAGGCCAUUCAGCCAUAGCUGAGGUCGGAUUCAGCCACCCGAAACUGGGCAAGGAAGCACUGAUCGGUGUACGUGGAAAGCUGCUGACUCCCAAAGAAAAGACCGUCCGAAUUGAAGCCUCGACUGUUCUUCAUCUGGCCAGCCUUGGCGCUGAUCGCGAAUCCAAACUGUUAUUGGAGGCAAACCCAACACACUUCAAGUUUGUGGUCGACACUCCACUGGUCAAGGUCCUGGACAUCGAAGGCUCAGCAUCAGUUACAGAGAAGCAGCAACAAGGCGAGCUCAAGUUCUGCCUGCUCGCUGGCAAGCCGGUCACCGUGCGGGCCAUCGCCAAAGAAUUCCAGUAUUACGAGUUCACUACAGGUUAUAGUGAGGAAGCUGAUCGCAAACUGAUGUUAGUCAGUCAUCUUGACCCAGAGAAGAGGGUAGACAUCAGCGCUGAUAUCGUGCUUGGAGGAGAGAAGAAGAACAUCAUCCAUGGAGCUCUGUUCCUUAAUGAUAAUCUAGUUAAGAGCGAUUAUGGCUUCUCUCAGGAUAACUUCAAAUACUUUGCUAAUGCUCUUAAGAACGACUUGACAACUCUUGAAAGCCGUGUGAAACAGCUCGGACAGAAAGCCAGCAAUGACUUCAAAGACUCUCUGAAGAAGAUCGAACCUAAACUUAAAGAUCUCGAGAAGUCCUACCUGGAAGAUUUCUACAAGGUCUACCAGGAGUUAGACCAGGACAAGGAACUUGCUGAAGUCCUACAUGUAUUCGCGGUUCUUGCCGAAAAUCUCGUCAACUUUAUCGAAGAAGUUGUGAAAGUGACCAAGCCUAUUGUGGACCAAGCCACAAAGACUAUAAGCGAAGCAUCCAAACAGGUCCAUGACUUGUAUGAGAAACAGAUCGAGCCCCAACUAGUCAAACUGUACGAGACCCUCGGUGCUAUCCUGAAGGAAUACCUGGAAGGCCUGUUGGACCUGGUCGCACACUUCGCCGCCCUGAUCUCCGACUUCUUCGAGAAACACAAGGCUGAACUGCAGGAGCUUACCAACACCGUAGCUGAAAUCUUUAAAGACCUUACUCGUCUUCUUGUCGCUCAACUGAAGGAACUCCGAGUCAAGGCAGUGGAACUGUACAAGGAGUUGUUGGAGUCAGUCAAUAAUAGUCCGUUGGUUGCCACGUUGAAAGAGAAGUACCAAGAAUUGGCUGUUCCUGAUCAGAUCCUGAACGUUGUUCUGGAGGUACACAACAUGAUCCGCGCUGUGCUGCCCUCAGAGGAAACGAAGAACUUCGCUGAUGCAGUCUACUCCUACGUUAAUAAGAAACUCCGCCAGACCAAGGUGGAUGACGCCGCAGAACUCCGCAUCAUUUACGAGAAGCUGGUGGUGGCUCUGACGUCACUGCUGCAGUUGUUCCGCCAACAAUACGGCCAGCUCGCAGUGCCCAGCAUCGCCAAUGCGUUUGACUCUCUGCCAUUCAUCUCCGGACCUGGCCAGAUCUCUUACCCUGGGCUCCGCGGCGCUGUGUCGUUCAGUCUCCUGAACACUCUGGCCACGGGAGACAUCGUCAACCCCCUGUUACUUCUACAAGCAUACAGGCUGAGGAGCUUUGACCCAUUGGACGAAGUGCCUAGGAAACUCCGCGCCGUCGUUGUCAACGGUCAGCACAUCUUCACCUUUGACGGUCGUCACCUGACCUUCCCCGGACAAUGCCGCUACGUCCUCGCCCACGACCACGUGGACAGGAACUUUACGCUGCUGAUCCAACUGGCAAACGGUCUACCGAAAGCCUUGAUCCUCGAAGACAAGAGCGGAACUACCAUUGAGCUGAAGGACAACGGACAGGUUCUUCUAAACGGCAACGCUCAUGGCUUCCCCGUCGAGUCUAAGGACGUGUUUGCCUUCCGCAAACCCGACGGUCGCAUCGGCCUCGGAUCCCUUUACGGACUCAUUGCCUAUUGCUCCAGCAAACUUGAGGUCUGCUACAUCGAAGUCUCUGGUUUCUACCUAGGCAAACUUCGUGGUCUGCUCGGAGACGGUAACAACGAACCUUAUGAUGACUUCAGGCUACCCAAUGGAAAGAUCUGCACAUCAGAAGCGGAGUUCGGCAACGCGUACCGCCUCGCUGGUAGCUGCAAACAAGUGACAGUGCCCGAACACAGUCAUCAUCAACACCACCAACCGCUGCCUGAAUCCUGUGAACAAGUCUUCGGCGCGUCCUCGCCUUUGAGACCAUUGUCUUUGUUCUUGGACGUCGCACCAUUCAGACAAGCCUGCAUCCACGCAGUCGCCGACUCCAAAAACGCAAUCAAGGAGGCCUGUCAGAUCGGAGCCGGUUACGCCGCGCUGGCCCUCUCUGGUCUACUGCCAGCUGUUCUACCACCAGCUUGCGUCAAGUGUCACGAUGCUGACGGCGUCAAAGAAGUUGGAGACGUAUACAGUUUGAAGACCCAGGACAAGCAGGCGGACAUCUUGGUCCUUAUUGAGACAACCAAACUCUCCGAGAAGCCGUACAAGGAACUGCUGAUCCCCCUGGUAUCCCAACUGGUUGACACUCUGAAGAGCAAGAAGGUCACUGACAUCAAGGUGCACUUGAUUGGAGCCACAAAGAGGUUCCCGUACCCCAUCGUUUACGACACUGACUUGAAACUGAAGAACGCCAAGGUUGUCUUCGAGGACGACAGCCGUUACGAGGAGUACAAGGGCGUGGUCACUGGAUGUGAGAAGUUCGACAACUUGCAAGGAGAGGCUCUGGACUUCAUCAAUAGCUUCAAGGUUCUGAUUGGAGCAUACAACGUCCGCUUUGGACAAGAUGCCGCCUUGGAGACUCCUCUUCGCCCUGGAGCCGUCAAACAUAUCAUCACCCUGAGUGGAGAGCAUUGCAGAACUGAACUGGGUUCCGUGUUGUCCGGCCUGCUGUACGGAUCCCUCGCCAAACUGUACCCGCUGUCAUAUUCCUACAUCACGGUCACUGAGGAUCUAGCUGCGGAGGGCAAGACCGCUAACCAGGUCGUUGGUUUCAAUAGAGAAGGCAUUCUGCUGCUCGGCGAGAAGAAAUUCUUGAAGGGAGUGAAGGUUACCUACCGCCCCGACUCCUGCAUUGACUUUAUUGAAGUUGCUGACGGUCUCGUCCUUUCAUCGACCAACUACCAAGCCCUGAACGCUGGCCAGCAGAAGCAGUAUCUGCAGUUGGCAGCCAACUCCAUCGCCUCACAGCUCCUCCAGCAGGGAGUGAGCCAGGACUGCGUGUGCGCAUACGCCGAUCCGUUCACAGCGCGCACCGUGUGCUCCGUGAAGGAGAAAAAGGAAGCUGCUCGCAGACGAAAGUAAGCAAUGCAGACCAACAUCUGUGAUUAAAGAAAAAACCAAAUAUUCUCUAGUUUUAAAUCAUCCUUGCAAGUGGAAGUGAGAUGCAUAUAUUCUACAAUACGUGCGUCUCGCUCCCGCGCAUUGUUAAAUUAAUUCGCCUAGAUUAAUCAUAUUUUUGUAAUACAAUGCUGAUUUUUAAUGUAUAUAUAUUUAAUGCCGCAACAUCAGGUAUCAAUAAUCACUGUAUUAGAAUAAAAAAUAAACAUGUUAU